Molecule: messenger RNA, 9054 nt
Organism: Pseudoliparis swirei
Lineage: Eukaryota; Metazoa; Chordata; Actinopteri; Perciformes; Liparidae
Gene: esr2b
Product: estrogen receptor 2b
Exons: 10
Coding region: 225-2201 (658 amino acids)
Biological process (GO): regulation of DNA-templated transcription; estrogen receptor signaling pathway; cellular response to estradiol stimulus
Cellular component (GO): nucleus
Molecular function (GO): sequence-specific DNA binding; nuclear receptor activity; nuclear estrogen receptor activity
Source: RefSeq, a predicted model, not a curated record
CGCUCUCGGAGGGCACUCACGCGGGGGAAUAGUCGCGCGGGGCGCGCUUUUCGUCGGUGCGCGCCGCCGCGUCACGGCUUUGGGUGUUACGCCGACGGUUCCGGAGCACCGGACGGGAAGCCCGGAGACCCGCAGCGGACCCUUCCUCUCAGAUACAGGACCAGCCGCCACCAGAACAUGCAGUAGAGGAACCGCAUUGAGAAGAGCCGCCUCCCCACCCCGUCAUGGCCGCCUCCCCCCGGCUGGACGCCGACCCGCUGCUGCAGCUGCAGGAGGUGGCCUCCAGCAAGGCCUCCGAGAGGCCCAGAUCCCGCGGGCUGCCGCCGCCCCCCUCCGCCUACAGCCCCCCCCUGGGCAUGGACGGCCAGACCGUCUGCAUCCCGUCCCCGUACACUGACAGUAGCUACGAGUACAACCACGGCCCGCUGGCCUUCUACAGCCCGUCGGUGCUGAGCUACGGCCGGCCGGCCGCCUCCGCCGGCCCGGCGGCCUUCUGGCCCUCCGGCGGCCACCACAGCAUGCCCUCCAUGACGCUACGCUGCCCUCAGCCGCUGGUCUACGGCGAGCCGGGCCCACACGCCCCCUGGCUGGAGGCCAAAGCCCACGGCCUGGCCGGCAGCUCCCUCAUCAGCUGCAACAAGCCUCUGGGGAAGAGAUGCGUGGAAGGCGUGAACUCCUCCUCCUGCUCCUCCUCCUCCUCCUCCUCCUCCUCCGCGGUGGGGAAGGCCGACAUGCACUUCUGCGCCGUAUGCCACGACUACGCCUCGGGGUACCACUACGGAGUGUGGUCCUGUGAGGGCUGCAAGGCCUUCUUCAAGAGGAGCAUCCAGGGGCACAACAACUACAUCUGCCCCGCCACCAACCAGUGCACCAUCGACAAGAACCGGCGUAAGAGCUGCCAGGCCUGCCGCCUCCGGAAGUGCUACGAAGUGGGCAUGAUGAAGUGCGGUGUGAGGCGUGAACGCUGCAGCUACCGAGGAGCCCGACACCGCCGCGGGGGUCUCCAGGCUCGGGACCCAACGGAGAGGGCUUUGGUCCGGGUGGGGCUGGGUCUGGCUCCUCGGGCCCAGCGGCACCUCCAGCUGGAGACCCCGCUCGCCCCGCUCACCCCGCUUCCUCAGGCCAACAACACGCACCACUCGUCCAUGAGCUCGGAGGAGUUCAUUUCCCGCAUCAUGGAGGCGGAGCCUCCGGAUAUCUACCUCAUGGAGGACCUGAAGAAGCCCUUCACCCAGGCCAGCAUGAUGAUGUCCCUCACCAACCUGGCCGACAAGGAGCUGGUGCUCAUGAUCAGCUGGGCUAAAAAGAUCCCGGGCUUCGUCGAGCUCAGCCUAGCAGACCAGAUCCACCUGCUGAAGUGCUGCUGGCUGGAGAUCCUGAUGCUGGGUCUCAUCUGGAGGUCCGUGGACCACCCGGGAAAACUCAUCUUCUCUCCGGACUUCAAGCUCAACAGGGAGGAGGGGCAAUGUGUGGAGGGCAUCAUGGUGAUUUUCGACAUGCUGCUGGCCGCCACCUCCCGGUUCCGUGAGCUGAAGCUUCAGAGGGAGGAGUACGUGUGCCUGAAGGCCAUGAUCCUCCUCAACUCCAAUCUGUGUACGAGCUCCCCUCAGACCGCCGAGGAGCUGGAGAGCCGCAACAAGCUGCUGCGCCUGCUGGACUCUGUGAUCGACGCUCUAGUCUGGGCCAUCUCCAAACUAGGCCUGUCCACCCAGCAGCAGACGCUCCGCCUGGGACACCUCACCAUGCUGCUCUCCCACAUCCGCCACGUCAGCAACAAAGGCAUGGACCACCUGUCCACCAUGAAGAGGAAGAACGUGGUGCUGGUCUACGACCUCCUGCUGGAGAUGCUGGACGCCAACAUGGCCGGCGGCAGUCAGCCGGCGUCCUCGCCGAGCUCCGACACGUACUCUGACCAGAACCAGAACCGGUACGCCCAGACCCCCUCGCACCGGCAGCACCCGGACGCCGACGGCCCGCGCGAGGGACCCCUGGAGGACCCGGUCCUGGACGGACACCCGCAGGCUCCGCCCUUCCAGUCGUCUCCUCCGUUUCAGAGUCUGGUGGAGUCUCACAUGGACGGCAACGAUUACGUCCACCAGGGGGCGUGGUCACUGCACGUGGGGGGCGGCGCUCCAUCGGCGCAGCCCACGGAUUACAUCAUCGCCAACAGAGGGGUCAUGGAAACGACCUUGGAGGGGUGAGGGGGCCGAAAGAGACUAACUGAGACUGCACCUUUAAUACCCCCCCCUCUGAAGAUGGAGACAACAAAAAAGGAUAAAGAAACAAACAAGUGCUUUCGUGAUUUUUUUUUCCCCGGUUUUUUUUCUCUACUGUUAAGAUGUUUUUAGUCUUAAAAACAAAACAAAAACUAAUUUUCUGAUCGAAUAUGUUUGUUGUGCGCGUAACUAUUUCCUGUGAAUGUACUUCUACGUCCGCUCCUGCCCGGCAGCCGGAGCUCUCUUUUGAUAUCCGGUAUUUGUAUCUGUUUUUCACCUCCUUCUCAACCUGCGAUCGGCGGCGCAUGUGCUCAACGCUACUCACAGGUCGACUUUAAGGUUGUUGGUCGUAUCGCUUUAAGAAAAAAGAAAAGGUGCAGUGCUUUCUACCACACUGGUGUAUUCUUCACUUCUCUACUGUGUACUUUGGUAUUUUUAAUGGCAGCCGGUUCGUCCGGGUUGUUUUUUCUACUCUGUUUGUACUAAAUCAGCAGUUUGAGGCUAUGUGACACGAAGGCUGGAUUCACACCAAGAAACCAUCGACUCCACUAAACGGCUCUUAAAAUGUUUUUAUUGUGCCAAAGCGUCACGUUGCUCAUAUUAACUACGUUUGCAAUAUUACUUUCUAAUUGUCUAGAAAGGCGAAGUCCCGCCCCUUAUUUUGGAAGAAAUAUGUCCGGUAGUCAACGGCCAGAGACGAUAACCUUUUUAUUUGAAUAACACGUACAAUGUUUGUCUAUUUAAAAGAUAAUUUUGAAAGUAACAAAGUUCAUUUAUACUCAUAAUAUUUAAAGUUCACGUCGAAGUUACAUUCAGGAUAACAUUAAUUACUGAAUUCAUUUUUGCUUGAGCUAACGAACCAAAUAUUAGCACGCUGUCGUGCUAACUGUAUGCCUUUAAAGAUGCUAACAUUAGCGUGUUAACAUGCCUUUUAUAUGCAUGUUGACUCCGUGCUAACAUGCUAAACAUUAGCAUCUUAACAUGAUGAUUAUAUGCAUGUCGACACAAUAUUUACAUGCUAAAUAGUAGCAUGUGCUCAUGAUAUGCAUGUUGACACAGUGCUAACAUGCUAAAAGUGAGCAUGUUAACAUGCUUACUAUAUGCAAAUUGACACAAUAUUAACAUGCUAAAUAGUAGCAUGUGCUUAUUAUGUGCAUGUUGUAUCAGUGCUAAGAUGUUAAACAUUAGCAUGUUGACACAGUGCUAACAUGCUAAAGUAUAAUGUUCUCGCUACGCUGAGAGAGUUAAAUUGUCCUGUUUAAGUUGCUGCAGCACGUCCGAUAUAUUUGAAGAAUAAUAUAUCUGUGAUGCUAAAGACUGAAUAGCUUGUUAGCGUUUACUGUAUGUCAAGGGUAACGCUAACAUGCUAAUGCAUGUUGAUAUGCUAAACCUUCCAAACGUGCAGUUCAUGAGAUGUUUUAACGAUGUUUUGGUUGCUGCAAAAAACGCAGAAUGGAAAACGUAUUCCUGAUAAACUUAACGCAAAUAUUUAGUUUUUUUUAUAAAGAAAAUAACAAUUUGCCACAAUUUGUGAGAUAUUUAUGCCGUCCACUUUUUAACAUUAAAAAACUAAAAGUGAUUUUAUUUCAGUACUGGCUGCACACACAUUUCUCUCCAUGAUUUAUUUAAGUACAUACAGAUAUUUGGAUAAAGCUAAUCACUCGUCACUCGUGCACAUUAUUCGGGUCCUCGCUACGACUUCGUCGUAGAGGAACCUAUUGUUUUUCAAAGGAUUAUUAGGGUCCUCGUCGACUUCGUCGUAGAGGAACCUAUUGUUAUUAUUUUCUCUAAGGAAUGUUGCCCUUUUGAGGCCUGUAUCAUAUUCCAAAAGUUGUCAAAUUUGACAUGCAUAUCAGGACUGGCGAAAAACACGAUAUUUUCAAGGUUUCGCAUUUUUGUAUUUAGAAAUGUUUCUCUAGCGCCCCCUUGAGGUAGAAAGCUCAUACUUUUUUUUCAACAAUGACCGAUUGACUUGAAAUUUGAUAUCCAGGUUCACCUGGACCUGCUCUACAAAUAAGUUAAUGGUGGACAUCAAAUGCGCCUUCUUAGAUUUUCCGCCAUUUUGAAUUUUGUAAAAAAAUAUCUUUUUCACUUUCUUCCAAAACGCUUUGUCCGAUUCAUCCGAAAAUUUCUGGGGUCCAUUAUUGGUUCAAUGUCAUCAUAACUACUGAAGCUCGUGUUGAUAUCUUAUUGCAUUCAUAAAAUAUAGACCAAUGAACAUUCAAGGGGUGAGGCCUAAUAUUUGAAGUCACACAACUUCUACAUUAUUUGGCCUAUCCUCACCAAAUUGCUACCCUAUGUCCAUAUCGCAUCCCUUAAACUACUUAAUUUUUUUCAUAAUAUUUGAACAUUAGGGGGCGCUGCAAUAAAUCCCUCAAUAUCUGUAUUUUUGGCCUUUUUUCAUGUUUUGGGCAGUUGUAAAACUGUUAACUCCUCCUAGAGCUUACACCCGAUUCAUUCCAAACUUGCUCAGUAUGAUCUUGAGACCUUUGCCGGAAAAAAUCUGUGAAAGAUUUAAAAAAUAUUAAACAUUGUGCGGUGGGUCGAACAUCAAAAAACACUAUUUGCCAUAAAAAUCCAAGUUGAUGUAACUCACCCAUACAUUGUGGAAUCUGCUCCAUAUUUCUCAUAUAUCAUGACAUACUGAUCCUGAAGACAUCCAUAUGCUAAUUUUGAAAAAUAGUCAUAGCGCCACCUCGUGGCAAGAGGAAGUUGCAUGUUUUCUACUUUUUUACCCUUCUCCUCACAGAUUCUUCAGAUCCCUCUCAAAAUAUACCAGAAUAGAUGCAAGACCUUGAUAAGACCUGUGAAGGUCGUAAUGACACGUUGAAGUGUGGCGAGUCCUAGCAUCAGCAAACUGUGAUCCUUCGCCGUGAACAAAUAAACAUUGUAACAUCUUCGAAACCUGACUAAACUUGGCAUACACAUUUAAAGUCAAAGAUGUAGUUACCUUAUAUGAUUUGAAUGCUUCGGAUUGACAAUAUGGCUCGAUAGCGCCCCUAGAAUGAAUUUUCGUUCAAAAGCCCACGUUUUUUUGCCUCCAAUGACUAAUUGACUCGAAAUUCAGCAUACAUGUCCGGUUGGACCUGCUCUACAAAAAAUAUUACCAUGACCAUAAGCUACGUCAACUUAGAUUUUCCGCCAUUUUGAAUUUGGUAAAAAACAGUUUUUGUGCACUUUUCUUCAAAACCCUUGUUCCGAUUCCUACCAAAAUUUCUGAGAUUCAUUACUGGUUCAAUUUAAAGGAGGUAUUAUGACGAAUUGUUGAUAUCUCAUUGCGUUCAGAGGAUAUGGACCAGUGAACAUCCAAGGGGUGUGGCUUACUAUAUAAAGACACCUAACUUCCAAAUCACUUUGACUAUCUUCACCAAAUUACCAGCCUAUGUCCACAAGAAUGCUUUUAACCUACUUAAAUAUUUUCAUAAUAUUUGAACAUUAGGGGGCGCUACAAUCGAUCCCUGAAAAUAUGCCUUUUUGGCCUUUUUUCAUGUUUUUAGGGGUUGUAAAACAGUUAACUCCUCCUAGACUCUAGAGCUUAAACCCGAUUCAUUCCAAAUGUGGGCAGUAUGAUCUUGAGACCUUUGUCUUGAGAAAUCUUUGAAGGAUUUCAAAAAUAUUAAACUAUGUGCGUUUGCCGGACCGGCAAAUAAACGCCAUUCGCCAUGAAAAUGUUCGUUGAUGUAACUCGGCCAUACAUUAUCUAAUCUGCUCCAUAUUUCUCAUACGUCAUGACAUACUGACCCUGAAGACAUCCAUAUGCUAAUUUUUUAUUAUGGUCUUAGCGCCACCUAAUGGCAAUGGGAAGUUACAUGUUUUCUACUUUUAUACCCUUCUCCUCACAGAUUAUUCAGAUCCCUCUCAAAAUAUACCAGAAUAGAUGCAAGACCUUGAUAAGACCUGUGAAGGUCGUAAUGACACGUUGAAGUGUGGCGAGUCCUAGCAUCAGCAAACUGUGAUCCUUCGCCGUGAACAAAUAAACAUUGUAACAUCUUCGAAACCUGACUAAACUUGACAUACACAUUUAAAGUCAAAGAUGUAGUUACCUUAUAUGAUUUGAAUGCUUCGGAUUGACAAUAUGGCUCGAUAGCGCCCCCUAGAAUGAAUUUUCGUUCAAAAGCCCACGUUUUUUUGCCUCCAAUGACUAAUUGACUCGAAAUUCAGCAUACAUGUCCGGUUGGACCUGCUCUACAAAAAAUAUUACCAUGACCAUAAGCUACGUCAACUUAGAUUUUCCGCCAUUUUGAAUUUUGUAAAAAACAGUUUUUGUGUACUUUUCUUCAAAACCUUUGUUCCGAUUCCUACCAAAAUUUCUGAGGUUCAUUACUGGUUCAAUUUAAAGGAGGUAUUUUGACGAAUUGUUGAUAUCUCAUUGCGUUCAGAGGAUAUGGACCAGUGAACAUCCAAGGGGUGUGGCCUACUAUAUAAAGACACCUAACUUCCAAAUCACUUUGACUAUCUUCACCAAAUUACCAGCCUAUGUCCACAAGAAUGCCUUUAACCUACCUAAAUAUUUUCAUAAUAUUUGAACAUUAGGGGGCGCUACAAUCGAUCCCUGAAAAUAUGCCUUUUUGGCCUUUUUUCAUGUUUUUAGGGGUUGUAAAACAGUUAACUCCUCCUAGACUCUAGAGCUUAAACCCGAUUCAUUCCAAAUGUGGGCAGUAUGAUCUUGAGACCUUUGUCUUGAGAAAUCUUUGAAGGAUUUCAAAAAUAUUAAACUAUGUGCGUUUGCCGGACCGGCAAAUAAACGCCAUUCGCCAUGAAAAUGUUCGUUGAUGUAACUCGGCCAUACAUUGUCUAAUCUGCUCCAUAUUUCUCAUACGUCAGGACAUACUGACCCUGAAGACAUCCAUAUGCUAAUUUUUAAUUAUGGUCUUAGCGCCACCUAAUGGCAAUGGGAAGUUACAUGUUUUCUACUUUUAUACCCUUUUCCUCACAGAUUAUUCAGAUCCCUCUCAAAAUAUAGCAGAAUAGAUGUAAGACCUUGAUAAUGCUUCCCUGUGAAGGUCAUAAUGACACGUUGAAGUCUGGCGAGUCGUAGCAUCAGCAAACGUUGAUCCUUCGCCAUGAACAAAUAAACAAUGUAACGUCUUCGAAACCUGACUAAACUUGGCACACACAUUUAAAGUCAAAGAUGUAGUUGCCUUAUAUGAAUUGAAUGGUUCGGAAUGACAAUAUGGCUCAAUAGCGCCCCCUGGAAUGCAUUUUGUGUUCAAAAGGCUACGUUAUUUGCCCCCGAUGACCGAUUACCUUGAAAUCCAUCAUACAUGUCCGCUUAUACCUGCUCUAAAACAAAUUACAUUAUGACCAUAAGCUCCGCCCACUUAGAUUUCCCGCCAUUUUUAAUUUAGUUAAAAAAACAUUCUUUUCAACUCCUCCAAAACGAUAGUUGCGAUUCAUACACGACUUGUUGUGGUUCAUUAUUGUUUCAAUGCAAUCAAAAAUCUUUAAAAGAUUGUUGAUAUAUCAUUGCGUUCAGAGAAUAUGUACCAAUGAACAUCCGAGGGGUGUGGCCUGAUAUUUAAAGACACCUUACUUCCAAAUCAAUUGGCCAAUCCUCACCAAAUUACUAGACUAUGUUCACAUGACAUCCCUUAAAGUACCCUAAUUUUUUCAUAAUAUUUGAACAUUAGGGGGUGCUACAGUCAAUCCCUCAAUGUAUGCCUUUUUUGCAUUAUUUACUCACGUUUUGGGGGGUUGUUAAACAGUUAACUCCUCCUAGAGCUUAAACCCGAUUCAUUCCAAACUAGGCCAGUAUAGUCUUGAGACCUUUGUCUUGAGAAAUCUUUGAAAGAUUUUAAAAAUAUUAAAGAUUGUGCGUUCUCCGGACCGGCAAAGAAACACCAUUCGACAUUAAAAUGUAAGUUGAUGUAACUCGGCCAUACAUUAUCCAAUCUGCUCCAUAUUCCUCGUAUGUCAUAACAUACUAACCCUGAAGACAUCCAUAUGCUAAUUUUAAAUUCUAGUCAUCGCGCCACUGAGCGGCUAAAGCAAAUCAGCCUAAAAAGCAUCACAUUCACAUGUAAGUUACAUGACAAGGUCUAGACUUCACGUGGAUACACAUGAUGCAUGCAUAUGUUCACAUUGUCACAGCGCCCCCUGCUGGCUACACUGGACUCGCUCGAAUCUGCUCCAAACUUCUCAUGCUUCAUAGAAUUCACGGCCUGAGGAUAUCAACAAGCCUUUUUUCACUCAGUCAAAGCGCCACCGACUAGCAAAGUAAAAUCAGUGUCGCGUGACAAACGGUAAAACGCCCGAACGGCGGGCCUGCGUUCACGGCCAAGGGGGCCGGCGUCCCCGACGUGCGAAGGAGGAGCGAGGACCCGUUCAUCGCUGCUUGCAGCUUUAAUUAUUAUCAUCUUUUAUAAAUUUCAUGGGUUCAGUAUUAUAUUAUUAUAUGGUGUUUCGGCUCAUUUCCUUUUGUCUCUUCACGUUUUCACGCCUCGUGUUUCGGGACUUGAUCUUUAUUCUCUGACCACACGACCGGGGUCUCCUCUUAGUGGUUCGGCUUCGUUUGGAUCCCUCAGAAUAAAGAAUACUGGAUUCCUCACGCUUCAGAGGUCCUUUCCGGGCCACUUCGCUGCCAAUGUAAAUCCAGCCUUGGUGCCAGACGACCCUUCCACUGCUAACACAGCGCUUUCUUUCCUGGUGUCUGUAGCUUGCACAUGCAUGCACACACACACACACACAGACACCCACACUCACUUCUGUGAGAUCUUCUGCCUGUCGGACCUGAACCCGGAUCUUUCUCUAAACCCGCCGACACAUGCGACAGUUUAUUGUCAAUCAGAAAUGACAAUCUAGACAUCCCAUAAAUAAAGAGUUCACAAAAUAAAACCGA